GAUAAUAGUGUUAUAGCUAUAUCAUCGCGACAAGUGUGUUAUAACAGAAAAAAUAUGGAUACAUAGUCUGAAAACAACCUUUCGUAACUAAUUAUGUAAAAAAAUAUUUCCGAUUUUUAAAAGGGUUACUGCAACCUUAAGCCAUAGUAAAUCAAUGUUAUCAGUCAAGAUAACACGCUCAAAAUGUAACAUAAAUUAUUUUAGAUUGCAUAACGACAACUUCCAUUCAUCAAGACAAGGGAACCAAGCUAGGAGAUGGGUUUCAGGGCUUGUCUAAUGAAGUUGAUGGCACGCGAAGGGGCCACACCACUACCAACUGGAGUGCUUGCAGUGUUAUUUUUCUUGUUGUUGUUUGAUGGGAUGACUCUGACAACGGUGUUUUCAUUCUUACCUAAAUUGGUUAAGUCUUUUGGGACAUCUGAAGUUGAUACAGGACUUUACGCUGGUAUGAUUGCGUCUUCUAUAUACGUAGGAAGGUUGUUUUCUAGUUUACCUUGGGGUUAUGUCGCAGAUGUCAAGGGAAAGAAGUCAGUUUUGAUUGUUUCAACUGCGCUACUAAUGUUCUCAACACUGGCAUUUGGAUUCACCAACAACUUCUACUGGGCUGUCACCACGCGAUUUAUUCAGGGAGCAUCUUCAGCUGUUAUUGUGCUUUCAAAAUCCAUUAUGGCAGAUGUAUGCGACGACACAAACCUCACUCUUGCCAUGUCAAUUGCCUUCACGGGAAUUUCAAUUGGUUUCAUUAUUGGACCAAGUCUUGCAGGUUUCUUGGUGUUCCCAUGUGAGCAAUAUCCAGAAGUUUUCCAGAGCGGCUCCUUUUUUGAAAGAUUUGGUAUUUUCCUUCCAAACUUAUUUCUAACCUUUGGCUUGGCGAUUUGUAUAGCUUUGAUCGUGGUGUAUGUUCCAAACGUACCAAGAGAAAACAACGACCGGACACCAUUAUUACAAGCGUCACAUCAUAAAUGUCAUGGCAGCCUCACAAAAAGCAAAGACAAAGAUUUGGAAAAUAAAUUUGUUCUGCAAAUUAAUGAAACAAAUAAUGCGAACAGUUGGUUAGAAAAGAUAAAGACAUAUAAGAUAGUAAAGUUACUCCGUAUAAAGGAGUACAUCCAAGUCAGCCUACUGUAUGCGAUUUAUUCUAUUGCAGCAACUGGAAACGAAGAACUGUUUCCACUAUUUGCAGCUACAGCAACAGAAUACAAUGGUAUGGCAUACUCUACAUCAAAGAUUGGUUUAACACUUUUAACUGUUGCUGCUCUCAUGCUUCCUGCUCAAUUUCUAUUGAUACCCAAAGUCACUGAACAUUUUGGAGCGAGAAAGGUUUUCAUUGGAAGUAACCUUUUCUCAGCCUUUCUCUUUCCAUGGUCACCAGUUCUGAUUGGGAUAGUUCCAAGCAGUACCGGUUUAUGGAUGGCAGUGGUGUUCGUUUUACUUUUACUAAGACUAUGUUUGGUUGGUGGUUUUAUCGGAGUUAAUAUUCUUAUCAAUAACACAGUUACAUCUGAUCUAUUAGGAUCUGCAAAUGGUUUUGCAAUGACUUUGUCGUCAUUUGGAAGAUUGGUUGCACCAGCUGUUUUGGGCAGUCUAUAUUCCUGGUCUCUCACAAACAUCAAAUGCGUUUCGUCAAAUACUGAUCCAAUUGGUUUCCCGUUUAAUCAAUAUUUUACGUUUUACGUGGUAUCACUGUUAUAUAUAAUAAAUAGUGUCUUUGCAUCAACAAUUUCACCGUUGUUGGAUAAAAGGAAAUUAUGAAUCAUGGUGGUGUAUGCCAAACUUAAACUUAAACUUUGACAGUUAAAUUUCUUGAGUAAAAUGUUGUGUAAUGAAAACCGUCCAGUAACUCUAAUCACUUGUAGUCUACUUGAUCCAGCCACGAGCUAAGCUUCGCUUUCGUUUUUGGUCCAGUGGUUAAAUCCUGAGGUCAGCAAAAAUUUGAAAAAGUGAGAAAAAUUAAAAAAGAUUUUUUUAUAAUUUGUAUGCCUUCAAAGAUUUCAAACAUGUUAUGGGUCGGUCAGUACCGAAAACUGUUGAUUAAAUACAUAAGCGUCAAAAAGGUUCUUAUUAAAAAUUAAAAAAAUCAAAUCACAUUACAAGGGGUAUUUAGCCGGCGCAAUUAGAUUCGAAAGAGCUAAAACUCAUAUAUAUAUAUAUAAGUAUAAAUAUAUCACAUUUAAAUAUAUCACAUUUAUAUAUAUCACAUUUAUAUAUAUCACAUUUAUAUAUAUCACAGUUAUCACUACAAAGAAUUCACUCAUUCUGUGUUUUCACAACUGUAGAUUAUCACAAUAGAGAAAACACGUAUUUGUAAAGUUUCGACAUUUCGUAGGUUUUUCGUAUUUUAGUAUAUAUAUUUAAAACUUUAUAUGUUUUCAAGCUAACACCUAUUUCGUUGACAACAGGUUGUUAUAGCUGAAGAAAAAUGCUGCAUGAAUAUUUUAUAAAUAAAUGAAUAAAUAAAUAAAGCAACAAAAAUGUAUGUGAAUGCAAAAGAAGCUAUUU
Hydractinia symbiolongicarpus is the source of this 2499-nucleotide messenger RNA. RefSeq lists its product as uncharacterized. The coding region runs from base 256 to 1752 and encodes 498 amino acids. NCBI's taxonomy places the organism in Eukaryota, Metazoa, Cnidaria, Hydrozoa, Anthoathecata, Hydractiniidae. Gene Ontology annotation, biological process: transmembrane transport. The transcript has 15 exons. The record is from RefSeq and is a predicted model, not a curated record. Gene Ontology annotation, molecular function: transmembrane transporter activity.